GGGGGACAGAGAAGGGGAGGAGGCUCAGAGGAGGAAAGAGGGCUGGGGAGCCAAGCCAGAGCCGGGCUGCCUGCCACCCGGCUGCACGUUUGUGAGCUGAGGAGUGCACCGCCAGCCACUGACAAAGGAUGGGAGGAUGCCGCUGCCCUGGGAUGCUGGCUGCGCGCAGCCUGCCGGCUGCCUGAGCUACUUUACCCUCCCCCGGAAAUGUACCCAGAAAGAGUUGUGAGGGCUUGUUUUCUGCUGACCUACUGUGACUAAGCAAGACACUGCCAUAUUUUAAUGAAAAGUCCCCAGGGCGAUCUGCAAGUCGAUCAAGUAACAUAUCAAAAGCAAGCAGCCCAACGACAGCUCCCAGGAGCCAGUCAAGAUUGUCUGUCUGUCCAUCUACUCAGGACAUCUGCAGGUAAGCCCUGGGCAAAUUAUUCUAUUCGAUAUUUCUUAGACCAGUAUUUUGUACUUUUGUUUCAUGACCUGAGAAUCUAUGGCUCCUGCUUCUGCUAUAUGUUGUCCAUGGAUGUAAACACACACACACACACACAUUAGUUUUUCUUUAGUUUAUCUUUACCAACUCUGGUCAUACUGUCAUGUUCACCAUUCUCUUUCUUUCUCUCUUUGUUUUCCCAUGACUUUCCUUUCCAUUCCCACUUCCCAUCCUUUGCCUGUUGCCUGUAUAGAUCUUCCAUCUUGCAUGACAUGUCAGAAGAUGCAUUUGAGCACUCCACCCCUGUUGUGGUGCUGAGCCAUUCUAAAAAAGUGUCUGGUAAGAAACCAGUAAGACAGAAUCCUAGGAGGAGGAGAAGGGUCUCUCAGAGAUAUGAACAUGCAGAAGAGCAAGCCAAGGAGAAAAGAAAUGACUUUCGCCUCCAGAUCUCAAGUCCCAGGUGGAGAGAACUUGAUAUGGAGUCUUCAGAUUCAUCUUCCACAGAUGAAAGUCACUGGGUUCAGGCAAAAAGACAAGCCCAGGUUAAAUUCAGACUGUCUCGGCGAAGGAGAAAUAAUAAUAAGCCAUGUGGAAGCUUGGCUGGGUCUUCUACUCCUGACAGAAUUGAACUUGUCGAUCUAGGAUCUAAAGGUGAAAAGCACCAGGAGCUGACAGACUGUGGGAGUCACUCUUUAAACAUCUGUAGAGGAAAAGUCAGAAGGUACCAAGAAUGCAGUCAUCUACCACCAAAGGGGUCCUUGGUGGAGAAGAUACCCGCAGGGAGCCACUCAGGGAGAAAAGGCAAAAACUGUCCCAGAGAUCCUCAGCUCUUGCAUACACUUAGUCAAAAAGAAACAAUCAAGAAAAGAUUUUCAGAAACUGAUUUCAAUACUGACAUCCCGGCAGCUGCAGAAAGGGGAGAGUGUGUGGAUGACACAGGGCUCCAGCUGAAUACCUCUACCCAGAAGCCUCCUGCUCCCUAUGAUGAUGGCUCUGAUAAUUUUGAAGUAUGCAGGAUCUGUCACUGUGAAGGAGAUGAAGAGAGUCCGCUCAUCACACCCUGUCGCUGCACAGGAACCUUGCGCUUUGUCCACCAGUCCUGUCUCCACCAGUGGAUCAAGAGCUCAGACACACGAUGCUGUGAGCUCUGCAAAUAUGACUUCAUAAUGGAGACCAAGCUCAAGCCGCUUCGGAAGUGGGAAAAGCUCCAGAUGACAACAAGCGAAAGGAGGAAAAUAUUCUGCUCUGUCACAUUCCACGUCAUCGCUGUCACCUGUGUGGUGUGGUCCUUGUAUGUGUUGAUAGAUCGGACGGCGGAGGAAAUCAAGCAAGGUAACGAUAAUGGUGUGCUGGAAUGGCCAUUUUGGACAAAACUGGUUGUGGUGGCUAUUGGCUUCACGGGAGGUCUCGUCUUCAUGUACGUACAGUGUAAAGUGUACGUCCAACUGUGGCGCCGGCUGAAGGCCUACAACCGUGUGAUCUUUGUGCAGAAUUGCCCAGACACUGCCAACAAACUGGAGAAGAACUUCCCGUGUAAUGCAAACACAGAAAUCAAGGAUGCUGUGGUUGUGCCUGUGCCACAGACAGGUUCAAAUACACUGCCAACUGCAGAGGGAGCCCCGCCUGAGGUUAUACCAGUCUGAUGAACUAGCUGGGGACCUUCUUCUCAGAAGGAUCUUUGUAGCCCCCAGCCACUACAAACAGAAGUGCUUCUGCUCUGGUGGCUUCUCUGUCUUCUCCUUUCCCCUACUGACUUGUUUGUCCUGACUUGGAGCAAAGAAGGAAAUGAGAAGAAAAUAACAAAUGACCAGGAUCUUAAGAAGCAGAGCCUGCAGUGGGACCUGGAAAGACAGAGUGUCUUGGGGAAUGAGUUCAUAAGGAAUGGUUGGUAUAAGCCAGUCUUCCAGAGUGAUGGACUUGUGAUCCUCCUUCGAGUAGUGCAGAGGAAAUCCCUGAACAGACUUCAAUUGCAAUGUAUGCUUCUUUGUAGGGUUCUGUAAUGUUAGCCUUCUCCACUGGAAAUCACACACACACACACACACACACACACACACACACACACACACACACACAAAAUCUGGUCUUAAGGCUGAAAUUGUGUGCAUUAUCCCUAAGUCAUAUCAGAAGCAAACUUGGAGGACUUGAGAGGGUUUUUUUAUACUUUGACAGCUGAUUUUUCUGGUUAUUGUGAAGUCUGGUUAUUUUGACAGAUGCAUGUUUUUAAAUGAAUGCAAUACACAUUUGAAGAUAGAAAUGUUUGAAAUUUUGUUUAAAUGAUGAAGAAGAGAUUUUCAGAGCAUUGUGGAGUUUAGCUAGCACUGUUUUUUGAGCAACUAUCAUGCCAUGUUUUUGUUUUUUUUUUUCUGGUCCCUCUUACACACUGCUCAACAACAGACAUAUAACAUGAGCUACAAAUACAACCACAGUUGUAAAUUUUAAAUCUCCUGGUGUGCCCCACUAGGAAAAGUAAAAAGAAAUAGGUCAAUUGAUUUUCACAAUUUAGUUAAUACUAUAUAUAUGUAUAUAUGUAUACAUAUAUAUAUAUACACACACUCACACAAGUUAUUUCAUGUCAUCAAAGGAAACAAUUAUAAAAUAGCUUUCAUUACUUUCUUGAACCAAGUCUUCAAAAUUCUGCAUGUAUUUAUGGCACACCUCAAUAUGAAUGAAGUGUAUUAGACAGGAUUUAAUUAAGAAUAUUGGUUAGCAGAGCCCUUGCAUUAGAAACUACAUCUGUUUCAUUUAAGUUGAUUAUUUUAAAACUGCAGUUUAAUCCAUUAUUCUGUGUUGCAGUUUCAUUUAAAGGUUACAAUUUACAAAGCACUAAACUCAUCAAAUUAAGUAUUCUGGCUUGAUUUCAACCAAGUUUCAAACGGGCAAAAAACCCAAAAGUAUAGGAAGUCAGUAAAAUGUGUAGCAAUGUUAUGAAGUCAACUUCUGUAAAGAAGCUAUAAAGUAAUUAUGACAGGGAAAUAAAAAUGUAUUUUGCUACUAAAUCAGGUGUGUUAAGGUUUUUAAAUCCACAUGGAGGGUCAAUGUGACAUGGGUAUCUUAAUUAAGGAUCUUAACCCCAUGUUUAAACCUGACAGUAUUUCCCUCACUCAGCUCAAAAGUAAAAACAUUCAGUACAUUCCAUGGUGAGAGAUAAGCUAGGCUGUCGGUUCAAUAGCUGAUUACUGUGCUCUACACAGAUUCAAAUAAACUGAUAUGAAUGAUAACUGCAGUGAGCUGGGUAAAAUACUCACAAAUAUAGUUACCUGUCAAAAAAAGACGAUCACUUUUUUUUUUAAAGUAACUUUUGUUGUUGUUGGUAGCUGCCAUUAUUUAUUAUCCUGAAAAGGCAGAGAUGGCCAUAAAAGCCAAAGCAUGGGCAUCACGUUGCACAAAUCUGGGUUCCAUAUCCAUGCACUUUGUAAUAAUCAGUGUUUGUUCUUCGUGGAUGAUAAAGGAAAAGGAAAAACAAAAGGAUCUUUCAAUGAGAAGAGUAUUUGUAGUGACUGACAUGGAUCCAAACAGUCCCACCCUUAGAAAUAAAGACAGAGUAAACAAUGUCAAUUGUGUGCGUGAUGUGUAUAUUCAUGUAUAUAUGCAAGAAAAAUGUCAAGGAACAAAAGACUAAAUACUCAUCUUUCUUAACACUCAUAGGAGGGACAUGGAUUAAAUAUACACUGACAAAGCAAUGAACAUAACUGAUCUGGACCAGGCCUUCAGCACAAAUAAUCGAAUUUCGUAUUAACCUCCUGCAAAGUUCCCGUUUUAAAUAUUUAAAAAGAAUAGGAACAGCAAAGGAAGGACAGGUGGAUUGCCCGUGACUUCCCACAAAGGGGUUAACCAUCAUUCAGUUUUUCUGUAUAAUUCUCCUUAGUCUUCCCAUGAUGACAGUGUGUUAUCCACCAAUACUGCACGAGAAGAGGUCUACCUCUUCUUCCAAGUGCAAACCGAACUUGAUUUACCUUUUUACAACAGGAGGAGAUGAAUUAUAGACCUUCAUUACCACAGAAAACGCUGUUUACAACCAAGACGGCUAUUUGAAUAGCUUGUUUCAUAGAGGAAGGCAGUUGGCUACACCUUAUUUUUCAAGUAUACCAGCACUAAAAUAAACAGAACAAAAAGCAGGGACAAGCUUUGCUAUAUCAUUAAGAAAAGAGAGCAUGCUGUUUUAAAGUGAUAGCUAAACGCUAAAAGUUAACUACCAUAAGCUUUGUCUUUAAAUGAGUAUAUGAUAGAACUCUGAACAGUGUAUGUACCACUCAGUGGUUAUUCUGAUAUCUUUUGAUGCUUUAAAACCCACAAUUUUUUUUUCCUCUAAACUAUUACCUGGAACUACUAUUUAUGAUUCAAUCUGCCCUAACCAUUCAUAUAUAUGUAUAUAUAUAUAUGCAUACAUCUAUAACAGUGGUGUUGGAGCUGGGCAUGGUAGGUACACACCUGGAAUCCCACCACUUGGGAAGCUUAGGACUUCAGGGUUAUUCUCUACUACAUAAUGAAUCCCAAAUAAAGGCCAGCCUAGGCUGCAGGAGACCUUUCUCCAAAAGUAAAACGAACAAACAAAAAAGGUUAAAAACUCAAUGAAUAAAGCCAGUAUUGAAAACAUCUUUUCACAUCGUGUGGUAAUGGUAUUUUCCCUUAAUAACAAUGAAAAGGUUUGGCUUUGAUGACCUGACUUAAUGCUCAAGGAGAAAAACCAGCUUGACAGAAUGACAUUAUCUUGAAGUAUGUUUACCUGCUCUCAUGUAAAAAAGUAAGUGAAAUUGAAACAAAAUUAUCACUGAGUUUAAAUUGUUAAAACUGGACUUUUAUAAACACGGCAUGAAACCAUUCUAUGAGAAAUGCCAUAAACCAGACUUUGAAAAUGCUUUCUAUCAAGAGCUGACAUUGUCACUAGGUGUAAUUAUUCAAUUAGAAAUGAAUUAAAUUAAAACAUUUAAGGUGAAGCCGAGGGAUGGAAGAGGUACACUAGUGGUUAGACACUUUCUGCUCUCAGAGGCUCCUGCUUGGGCUCUCAGCAUCCACAAAACAGCUCACAACCACCUGUGGCUCCAACUUGACCUCUUCUGGUCUCUGUGGUCUCUAGUCACACAGACACUUGUGUGUGUGUGUGCGCGCACACACACACACACACACACACACACACACGAGAGAGAGAGAGAGAGAGAGAGAGAGAGAGAGAAACUUUAAAAAGUGACCCAAAGCAUGUAAAUGUAAGUAUAAAACAGUAAUAAACCCUACAAAAAUACAGAAAAAAAAUCCUAAGAGUCCCAACUACCCAGGAUAUUACAAUGCAGACAUCAAUCUUUCUCAGAAUGCCCUAGGAUCAAAACUUCAUUUAGAGGAGCUGCUGCUGCUAUUGGUGAUAUCCCACAAAAGAACCCUCAUCCUCAUUCACAUCUACUAUUUUUCUUUUGUGAGGACUUGGGUAACCUCCAUUUGUUCUUCAGCUAAAAACUGAGGUAAUUAAUACGACAUCAUUAAGAGAAAUCAAUCACAAAGGUGGGGGGAGGGAGGCAAUUCAUUCUAUCUGUCAGAUAUAAUUUACCUUGCCUUACCAAUGGAUGUUUUGGAGCAAAUAUUAAGUGUAGAAGCUAAAACCUAAUAUCAUUAUUGUAACUGGUCCUUCCAUCAGCCCAAUGGUGCUAUUUUACAAAACAAUCAAACUAAAAGGAAGCUGUUCAGUUGGGCUGCAGUGUUUCCCCCAUAUUUGAAGAAGGCCCAUGUUGAAAUUAGAUAUAACAUUCAAACAAAGAAGAAAAUAUUAACUGUGUAAUUUUUGAGAUUGGGCAUUUGUACAUUUUUAGUUUUACCUAAUUGUCUUUCAUUAACAAUUUACUGUUGUGAGUAAUGUGUGCUCAACAAACUAAGGAAACUCAUUAUCUGUGAGAGACUUUGUAUAUUAAACAGAUGCUCCAAAUCUUGACUGUAGUUUCUCUGUUUUCUAGUGUACUGGGACUCCUAGGGUUGUACUGACAGCAUUGGAAACCCUUGAAUUUUUAAUUUAAGAUUUGAUAAUGGUCUAAGUUUUUAACUAGAAUCUGAACAUACUUAUGUCAAAACUAUAGUGACCAAUGUUGUGUUAUUACUGGAAAUUUUGGGGACUCCACCUAUGGCAUCACAUUACUGGGGAAACUGGGAACCCUUUUCAGGGUUCUUAGUCUUGUCAAUAAAAUAAUUUGAAAUC
Messenger RNA from Mastomys coucha (southern multimammate mouse), 6599 nucleotides. RefSeq names its product membrane associated ring-CH-type finger 1 (gene Marchf1). The record is from RefSeq and is a predicted model, not a curated record. Gene Ontology annotation, biological process: immune response; antigen processing and presentation of peptide antigen via MHC class II; protein polyubiquitination. The transcript is spliced from 7 exons. Gene Ontology annotation, cellular component: early endosome membrane; late endosome membrane; cytoplasm. The coding region runs from base 697 to 2067 and encodes 456 amino acids. Gene Ontology annotation, molecular function: ubiquitin protein ligase activity; zinc ion binding; MHC protein binding. Lineage: Eukaryota; Metazoa; Chordata; Mammalia; Rodentia; Muridae.